CCUAGAACGACUUCCGGCGGGAGCUGUGCAGCUCCUUAUCAUGGGGACAAUUCAUCUCUUUCGAAAACCACAAAGAUCGUUUUUUGGCAAGUUGUUACGAGAAUUUAGACUUGUAGCAGCUGACCGAAGGUCCUGGAAGAUAAUGCUCUUUGGUGUAAUAAACUUGGUAUGUACUGGCUUCCUGCUUAUGUGGUGCAGUUCUACUAAUAGUAUAGCUUUAACUGCCUAUACUUAUCUGACGAUUUUUGAUCUUUUUAGUUUAAUGACAUGUUUAAUAAGUUACUGGGUAACAAUGAGGAAACCUAGCCCUGUCUAUUCAUUUGGAUUUGAAAGAUUAGAAGUCCUGGCUGUAUUUGCCUCCACAGUCUUGGCACAGUUGGGAGCUCUCUUUAUAUUAAAAGAAAGUGCAGAACGCUUUUUGGAGCAGCCUGAGAUACACACGGGAAGAUUACUAGUUGGUACUUUUGUGGCCCUUUCUUUCAACCUGUUCACGAUGCUUUCUAUUCGGAAUAAACCUUUUGCUUAUGUCUCAGAAGCUGCUAGUACGAGCUGGCUUCAAGAGCACGUUGCAGAUCUUAGUCGAAGCUUGUGUGGAAUUAUUCCAGGACUUAGCAGUAUCUUCCUUCCCCGAAUGAAUCCAUUUGUUUUGAUUGAUCUUGCUGGAGCAUUUGCUCUUUGUAUUACUUACAUGCUCAUUGAAAUUAAUAAUUAUUUUGCUGUAGACACUGCCUCUGCAAUAGCCAUUGCCUUGAUGACGUUUGGCACUAUGUAUCCCAUGAGUGUGUACAGUGGAAAAGUCUUACUCCAGACAACACCACCUCAUGUUAUUGGUCAGUUGGACAAACUUAUCAGAGAGGUAUCUACCUUGGAUGGAGUUUUAGAAGUCCGAAAUGAACAUUUUUGGACCCUAGGUUUUGGCUCAUUGGCUGGAUCAGUGCAUGUAAGAAUUCGACGAGAUGCAAAUGAACAAAUGGUUCUUGCUCAUGUGACCAACAGACUGUACACUCUGGUGUCUACUCUGACUGUUCAAAUUUUCAAGGAUGACUGGAUUAGGCCUGCCUUAUUGUCUGGGCCUGUUGCAGCCAAUGUCCUCAAUUUUUCAGAUCAUCACAUAAUCCCAAUGCCUCUUUUAAAGGGUACUGAUGAUUUGAACCCAGUUACAUCAACUCCUGCUAAACCUAGUAGUCCACCUCCAGAAUUUUCAUUUAACACUCCUGGGAAAAAUGUGAACCCAGUUAUUCUUCUGAACACACAAACAAGGCCUUAUGGUUUUGGUCUUAAUCAUGGACACACACCUUAUAGCAGCAUGCUUAAUCAAGGACUUAGAGUUCCAGGAAUUGGAGCAACUCAAGGAUUGAGGACUGGUUUUACAAAUAUACCAAGUAGAUAUGGAACUAAUAAUAGAAUUGGACAACCAAGACCAUGAUGGACUCUUACUUAUUUUUAUGAGGAAUAUUGACUCUGUGGCUUCCAAUUUAUUUAGUAAUACAACUUUGCAUUGACUGUUUAAUCAUUUACUCUAGAUGUUAGAUAACAGUAAGCUUGUUCACAUUUCAUGAAACCUAUGAAACUAUAUUUUUGUAAAAUGUACUUGUGACAGUGAAAUCCUCGUAAAUGUUAAAGCCUUUAAAUAGGCUUCCUUUAGAAAUGUGUUUCUUUAAAUUUGGAUUUUGGUAUCUUUGGUUUUGUAGUUGACUGCAGUGUGAUACGAUCUUACCUUUGUAAAAGCCACUUGAUGGAGUGAACCUGUCACAUUACUAAGAAUACAGUAUCUCUUUUUUUUUUUUUUUCCCCCUGAGACGAGUCUUGCUCUACAUUGUGCCCGGCCAAUCCAUUAUUAUUAAUUUAAGGUGAUAGUUUAUUAAGGUUUCCUUAGUUUUUGUUUAAUUUUUUGAGAUGGAGUCUCACUCUAUCACCCAGGCUGGAGUGCAGUGGUGCCAUCUGGGCUCACUGCACCCUCCGCCUUCCAGGUUCAAAUGAUUCCCCUGCCUCAGCUUCCCGAGUAGCUGUGAUUACAGGUGCCUGCCACCAUGCCUGGCUAAUUUUUAUAUUUUUAGUAGAGAUGGGGGGUUUUACCAUGUUGGCCAAGCUGGUCUCAAACUCCUGACCUUGUGAUCCACACACCUUAGCCUCCCAAAGUGCUGGGAUUGGGUGUGAGCCCAUCGCACCUGGCUAUUUUCUUUAGUGAAAUUUAUGAACGUGCUUCUUGACUAAUACACAUUUUGGGAAAGGGAAAAAUGUCUAUUCAAAAUGUAGAAGUCUCUUUUAUAGCUUUUCCAAACUUAAUUGCUACAUUUUUCUUUGAGGUUCUCCUGAAUUAUGUCUUGUAAACUAAAAGCAAAUUUUUUAGCAGCAAUUUUGGAAUACAGUCUAUGUAGCACAAUUUGAAUUUUUUAAUCAUCAAGGUUUUUGUUGAAGUUUCUCUCAUUUAAAAAUUUCGGUAUAUUUGUAAAUAGUCCAUGGCUAUCAGUGUUUUAUUUCAAUUAAGUGACACCCAGUGUUUGGUGAUAUGCAGUGAAAGAAUCCCAAUUUUCUGUAUUACAUUUAAUCAAAUACUGACAUAAUGAAUUUAUCUUUUCUG
This is a messenger RNA of Saimiri boliviensis boliviensis (Bolivian squirrel monkey), 2581 nucleotides long. RefSeq names its product solute carrier family 30 member 6 (gene SLC30A6). NCBI's taxonomy places the organism in Eukaryota, Metazoa, Chordata, Mammalia, Primates, Cebidae. Gene Ontology annotation, biological process: transmembrane transport; zinc ion transport. Gene Ontology annotation, molecular function: monoatomic cation transmembrane transporter activity. Gene Ontology annotation, cellular component: membrane; Golgi apparatus. The record is from RefSeq and is a predicted model, not a curated record.